This is a messenger RNA of Lindgomyces ingoldianus, 4112 nucleotides long. RefSeq lists its product as uncharacterized. Bases 205 to 4026 code for a protein of 1273 amino acids. Gene Ontology annotation, cellular component: cytosol. Gene Ontology annotation, biological process: RNA processing. Gene Ontology annotation, molecular function: protein binding; mRNA binding. Lineage: Eukaryota; Fungi; Ascomycota; Dothideomycetes; Pleosporales; Lindgomycetaceae. The record is from RefSeq and is a predicted model, not a curated record. The transcript is spliced from 3 exons.
CGCGCUCCACCGCAUCCUCUUUUUUUUUCCCCUCUCUUCACUGUCGCACCGCGCCGCUGCCUUGGCGCACUCGCUUGUUCCGUUUCGUUUUCCAUGCCGCCCUCCAGCGCAGCUUCCGUUCGCUUCACUUUCCUGCCCUAAACACGUCCGCGCGAAGCUGCCCAUCGACAAUUAUCUCGCAGCGUUAGGAACGCCCGCUGCGCCAUGGAUAUCAAUUCUCUGCUGUCGCCGCAGGACUCGUCGCCCACAGAUACUCCUCCGUCUGUGAAUGCGCAGGUGUCGCUGUCGCUGCAAUCGCCUAGUCAACGUCCGAUUCGACAGCUGCCCUCGCGCACUCCAUCCGGCCUCAAUCAGCAAAUCACCUCAUCCCCACAGUAUCACGGCGACCAUCCGCGCUCUCCAUAUCACCCACCGCUCCCCGCUGCAUCUGCGCUCGCAUCACCCGGCCUUGCUAACUUCGUAAACGGCCGUGCUAUUCACAGUGCAACCAGCACGCCGUCAAUGGACUCACAACCUCCGCUGGGCUCACCGCAUGGCGCGCACAUGACUUCUCCCUAUCCCAUGCAACGUCAUCCGUCGACGCAAGGAAUGGAAACACUUGCAGACUUGGCCGCAAUGACGGCGAGACAGCCAUCGGUUUCACUGCGCGACCCGAGCCACUACGGACGGCCGAUUAGCAGCCUCAGCACCUCUCAUCUCCCUCACACUCCCGACAUGACCAUGGGUGAAGCCUCAACCAAGUCGCGAGUCUUCACAACCACGGCCCUUGAUGCCGACAACAUCGCUGCCCUUGAGAAACUCCAGGACCAGCUCAAUGCCAACCCUUUCGACUACUACAGUCAUGUCAGCUUCAUCACUAUCCUCCACCUGGGUCUGCAGGCCCACAUGUAUCCGGACCAAGAAUCGUACCAAGACCCGUACACAUACGAGCUUCUGACCAUCCUCCGUGAAGCAUACGACGAUAUGGAGAAGAAGUACGCGCUUGGAGAGCAGUUGUGGGAAUAUCGCAUCAGCGACGAGAAGGCUCUGGCUCGCAACACCGAAGAGCGUUUAGGCGUCAUCGAGUUGUGCAACAAGGCCGUCCAAGACGAACCGUACAGCGUCAAGCUGUGGGUCUUGUACGGCGAGUAUGUGGCCCAUCUGAUCGCUUGCUCACAUAACCCCGAUCCACCUGAGCAGUGGAGUGAUGAGGACAAGAUGCUAGGAAAGGAGAUGUUCACCACAGACUUGCUGUUGAGUACCUGGAUGCGAGGCGCCGACUUCGUCAAGUAUAACAUGGCCGACAGCCAUCUCGUCUGGGACCGUUACCUGGACGUUCUUCAAGACGAUCUCAAAAACAACUUUGAUGAGGAGAAAUCACGGAGGGUCCGUAACAUCUUCGACGAGCGACUCAAUCAGCCACACGCGACGUGGGAUACAACAUUCUCCAACUUCUCACAAUUUAACACAACUUAUAAUUCCCAGAACUACAUGGACAUCAUGGCGCGCGUUACCCAGACCACAAAGAACGUCAAAACCCAGCAUCUCCACCGCGACAAAUACGAGUUCGAUCUUCUAAAGGCGAAGCAAUCCGGUGAUGAAACGCUUGCGUCCCACGCCUUCAUCAAAUAUCUAGAAUGGGAGACACGGACGCAUGGUCCCUUCAGCUUCCACUUUGUCCCCGCCGUCUAUGAGCGUGCUGUGGUUCAUUUCCCUGUGGCCUCUCGCCUUUGGGAAGACUACAUUGGAUUCUUGAUCAAGCACAACAACGGUUCCGUAUCUUUGCUUGAUGUCCUCGAGCGGGCGACGAGGCACUGUCCGUGGUCCGGCUAUCUGUGGUCGCAGCGACUACUCACCCUUGAAAAUGAACACAAGAGCUUUGAAGAGAUCGAGCGCGUUAAGCAUAGCGCCACACAUACUGGGCUUCUAGAGCAUGGCGGCCUCAAGGAGCUGUAUAAGGUUCAAGUGCAGUGGUGCGGCUAUCUCCGACGCAAAGCUUUCGACAACCCGAGUUCCACUGAAGAUGAUGCCGACAUUGCCGAAGUUGGCAUUCGUUCUGCCCUUGAGCUCAUCAAGUCCAUAGGCGCGAAGAAGCUUGGCAGGGAGUGGAAAGGCGACAUGCAGUAUGUCCUCGAACGGAUACACAUCAAGUAUUGGACGCAACGCGGCAACUUAACCGAGGCGCGACACAUAUGGAACUCCCUCGUUCCCCACCUCCAGGAUUCGUACGACUUUUGGGACCGCUACUACAUCUGGGAAAUGGUUCUAUGGUCUAACCACGCGGUUCGUGACAAAACGAAUGAGGGCCAAGAACUAAAGACUCCAGUCCCCGCCACCGCCGUCCUCGAGCGAGCUCUCGAGCGCAUCGCGACGAUCGACCAACCCCGGAAAUUGCUUGAGAUGUACACAAACCAUUGCGAGCUGCAUGAGUCUGCCGCAAAAGUACAGAUGGCGAUUGACCAAGCCCGUGUCGCCGAGUACGCGGUCCAGCAGCGCGAGCAGACAGAGUUGGUCGAGGCCGCUACCUCAGAGCAAGCAAUUCAACAUAACCAGAAUGGAGAGGCCUCCAGUGGUAGCAAGAGGAAGCGGGAUGACACUCCAGAUUCUGAACAGAAGAUUGAGGACUCGACAACAAAGAGGAGUCGGCAGGCAUUGGAUGACGCACCCCGAGAACGCCACCUCACCUCGAUCAUUGCUCGCAACGUCCCAAAAGACGCGACGAAUACUGAGGUCCGUCGGUUUUUUACAGAAUUCGGCGAGGUGCGUAGUCUCGUGGUAAAACCGGCAAACGACAGCGUUACUGCUAUAGUAGAGUUCAUGACACCGGAAGACGUUGAUUAUGCUCUCGACAAAAGUAACGCAAAAGACUUUGACGGCCGGACUAUCACCAUCACCAAAGCUAAGCACACGGUUGUCUUUGUCUACAACUACCCACCCGAAGCUGACGAAACCUGGAUGCGCCAGCUAUUCGAGAAGUAUGGUGAAGUUGUAGACGUCCGCUUUCCAUCUCUAAAGUACAAAUCCCAUCGUAACUUCUGCUAUGUUCAGUACCUCAACACGGACGAUGCCGAGGCCGCAGUGAAAGAUCUACAUGGCACUGAACAUGAUGGCAGGAACCUCGAGGUUAAGAUUUCGACAACCGCUCCUAUCAAGCAACACCUUUCUGCGAUAGCAGAGGGUCGGGUUCUUUUCGUCAAUCAUCUCAGUCCACAGUACAAUGAGCAAGAAUUGGAGGAAGGUAUCAGGAAGAAAUUUCCUCGACCGGACAAGAUUGAGUAUGUUCGAUGGCCGAAGAAGGACAUCAAAGGCAAUCACAAGGGAUUCUGCUUCGUCUGCUAUGACACGAAGGAUAAUGCAGAGUUCGCGUGCGCUCAGCUCGACGGCGAGAAGCUCAAGGGUUAUACUCUUGGUGUCCGCAUCACUGAGCAGCGCGGAAACAAGGGCGGAGAAAUCCCUCCGACAUCCACCGAAGCUCGCACGACUUCUGUCACCAACGAUGACGCCGCGUCUCCAUUCGUCCCAGCUGCAGCUUCCAUCCAACACACAAAGGUCUCUGCCCGCACCAUCGCCAUCCUUAACAUCCCAGACACAGUCACUGAUGCCCGGAUUCACGCCCUCGUCGACCCAUACGAUGUCAAGAAAAUCACCCUUCGACCGCAAAACGGCGGCGCUAUCCUCGAAUUUCACACCGAAGAGGCGAUGGGCAAAGCCAGUCUCGAACUCGACGGUAAAGAGAUCGCUCCGGGCCGUCCGAUUGCAGUCGGCACUGUGGAUCAGCUGUCCCGCGCAAAAGGCGAAUACCGUCCCUCUGGCUUCGUCCCGGCUUCGGUUCGGAAGCGGGGCGGUGGAGGUGCGGGUGCUGGCACGGGUUCGGGUGCAGCGGGCCGAGGUCGGGGCCGUGGCCGGCGCGGCCUGGGCUGGGGCAUGGGCUCCGGGAUAGUGGGUAACAGGGUCGAGAAGUCCUCAGCCCCCACCGCGCCGAAGUCCAAUGCAGACUUCAAAGAGUUGCUUCGUGGGGGCACCGAGAGGGAGAAUGAGGGUAGGUAGUGCAGAGUAGCGAAAUGGGUUAGGGAGUGAGAGAGCCUGGUUUAAGCAGAUAACAGAAGUCUACAAUAAUUCUGAAUACUAAUCUU